This is a messenger RNA of Cucurbita maxima (winter squash), 1941 nucleotides long. RefSeq names its product protein indeterminate-domain 1-like. Gene Ontology annotation, molecular function: DNA-binding transcription factor activity. Gene Ontology annotation, cellular component: nucleus. The coding region runs from base 254 to 1693 and encodes 479 amino acids. NCBI's taxonomy places the organism in Eukaryota, Viridiplantae, Streptophyta, Magnoliopsida, Cucurbitales, Cucurbitaceae. The record is from RefSeq and is a predicted model, not a curated record. The transcript is spliced from 4 exons.
AUUUCUUUUUCUUCAAAAUUUCGGCUGUUUUUAUUUUUUUUUCAAAUUUUUAAAACCAGAAAUGUGAAAAGACAAUCAUGUCCUUAAAUUUAGGUUCAGUUUUCCCAACAUACAAUCACAAGUUCAGAAGGCUUAGAAUCCGAGUUGCUAAUCAUUGGAUGGAGCGCAGUGUUCUUAUAAUGAGUUAUUGUGUGCUGAGCUUUCAGUAAAGCUUAAAUCCCACAACUAUCUUCUCGUUGAGCUUAUUUGCCGAAUGUUUGAUAUGGAAAAUUGUUCGCCGGUUGCGGUUUCCGGCGAUGCUUCUUUAUCUUCUUCACGUUAUAUCGAACCAGUGACGGCGGUAGCCCUGCCGAAGAAGAAACGGAACCUUCCCGGAAUGCCAGACCCGACGGCGGAGGUGAUUGCUUUGUCGGCGGAGAGUUUGCUGGCGACGAACCGGUUUGUGUGCGAGAUAUGCAACAAAGGCUUCCAGCGGGACCAGAACCUGCAGCUUCACCGGCGAGGCCACAACCUUCCCUGGAAGCUUCGGCAACGGACUGACAAUGAGGUGCGUAAGCGCGUCUAUGUCUGUCCGGAACCUACCUGCGUCCACCACAAUUCGGCGAGAGCACUCGGCGAUCUUACCGGAAUAAAGAAGCACUUCUGCAGAAAACACGGCGAGAAGAAAUGGAAGUGCGAGAGAUGCUCGAAGAAAUACGCGGUAAAAUCCGAUUGGAAAGCGCAUAUGAAAACUUGCGGAACUCGAGAGUACAAAUGCGAUUGUGGCACUUUAUUUUCUAGGAGGGAUAGUUUUAUUACGCAUCGAGCCUUUUGCGAUGUAUUAGCGGAGGAAAGUUCUCGUGCUCAAACCCUAGCAGUUCCAUACUCUAAAGCGAAGGAAUCGGACACGGUUUCGCCUCCCCCGCCACCGCUCACUCCGACAACCACUGUGGUAUCUCCGGCGUUGUCAAUUCACAGCUCAGAGCUAGCUGAUACUCAGAUCAGAGUUUCAUCCAUAUCAACGCCUUCAGCCGCGGCUGUCAAUAGUAGCUCAAAUGAUUUGUUUGGAAAUAGUACUGUUUUUGCUCCCUCUGCUUCAUCCACGACCGUUGCAGUCUCCAGUUUAGCCUCUACAAUUGUGUCUUACGAUUGCCCCUCUACUCGCCCUCCUGUUUCCACCGUGAAUCCCACCUCGCUCUCUCUCUCCACACCUCUCUAUCUUUCCCCCAAAGGAUCAUCCUCCCUCUUUCCCCGACCUGACCAAGACCGUCUGCAGUACACGUGUUCAACUCAACCGGCGGCCAUGUCCGCCACCGCUUUGCUACAGAAGGCAGCGGAAAUGGGGGCAACCGCGUCUAAUCCAUCGUUGUUCCGUGGCAUUGGGAUGGCUACUACUACUUCUUCAGUUCAUGAUAGGUCUGCCACUGCUAAUGUGAACCGGGAUCAUCGCAAUGGCGCUUCGUUAACGGCUGGGUUAUGGCUUGAACUUCCCUCUGGACCGGCUGGUUCUGGUUUGAUGAUGGCGGGUGGUCCAUUUUGCUCGUUUGGAAGUCAGCCCAUGACGAGGGAUCUUCUUGGGCUUGGCAUAGACGGCGGUGGAGCCUCUACUAGUAGAUUUUCAGCUCUGAUCGCUUCCAUGAACGGUGGGUGUGCCUACGACGAAAGCUCCACCGCCGACGCUUGGGAUCGAGAUGAACAAGAUGGAAAAUAUUGAUUGCUGGCUGGAGCUGCUGCUCGUGUGGUCCUCCACCGACUUCGCCUCAUAGCUCCGUUCAACUCCACGGUGGUUGCCGUUCCGCCCGUCGAACUGCCGCUGUCUGUAGAUAUUUUUAAGUUAUAUUUAAUUUGCAAGCCACUAAAUUUAUAAUUUAAAUUUAAAUUGAUAGCUACUAAUACCAAGCUUGUUUAUAAAACAAGACAAUUUAGUAAUGUAGUGAGGAAUAAAACAAUGUAACCUGACAU